AUGCCGGCGGACAAGGCCGUGGUGGGCAAGGACUCCGGGGGCGUCAUCGGCAAGGACGGCAAGAGUGAGCCACACGGGCGCUGGUCUCGUGAUGCUGGCGCUGGUGUGCGUGCUGAUGCCGAGCCAUCGCCUCCUCCUCCUCCGCCUUCUCCGCCGCCACCGCCGCCGUCACCGCCGCCACCGCCACCGGUAGCUGAGCCGUCACCGCCGCCACCGCCACCGAUGGCCGAGCCAUCACCACCGCCACCGCCGUCGUCGCCGCCACCGCCGCCGUCGCCGUCGUCGCCGCCUUCGCCGCCUGCGCCUCUACUGCCGUGUGAGCCGUGUGGGAUGGGGAGGAUCUCGCAUGCGUCGGCCAACUGCACGGGCGAUCCGCCGAGCUGCGUCAAGCCGGGCUACUGCUUGCCGACAGGUUGUGAACAGUGCGUACCGGGCUCGUUCUCCAACAUCACGAUGGGCACCAACUGCACACUCUGCGCCGUCGGCCACGCAACGUCGUUGCAUGGUGCCAAGGAAUGUUCGCCGUGCUUGCCAGGCAGGUAUGCCUCACGCGAGGGCUGGACAGCCUGCCGACUCUGCCGGGCUGGAUCGUACCAGCCGUACUUUGGGUCGAUCGGAUGCUUCCCGUGCGAGACGGGCGAGUUCUCACACGACGGAGCGUCGAGCUGCUUGCCCUGCCGUGAGGGGACGUACAACAACGAGCGCGGACAGUCGAGCUGCAUCACGUGCGCCGUCGGGUCGUACAAUCCGACACGCGGGGCCAAGUCGCAGUCGGCGUGUCUCCCUUGUCCAGCCGGGUCGUACUGUCCGGACGCGUCUCGGGCAGUUCCGUGCCCGAGCGACCACUACUGCCCAGGCGGACCCUCUGCGCCGCAAAAGUGCCCUGCGCUCAAGGGCUCGGACAGCGGCGCAACGUCGUGCACACCAACGGCCUCGUUUUACAUCAUCAUCGCCGUCUGCGUCCUCGCCGUCGUCGUCUGUGGCGUUGUUCUGUUCAAGUCGCGAACGAGGUCGUGGACGAGGCUGCGGUCGUCAGGACCCGACGACUACUCGUCGACGCCGAUCCCGCUCUCCAACUCUGGCCCGGUCUACGGCGGUUACUAGCUCCUCCCGCAUAAACACGGUACUACUUGCCGA
Molecule: messenger RNA, 1137 nt
Organism: Thecamonas trahens ATCC 50062
Lineage: Eukaryota; Apusomonadida; Apusomonadidae
Exons: 1
Coding region: 1-1104 (367 amino acids)
Source: RefSeq, a predicted model, not a curated record